Molecule: messenger RNA, 1580 nt
Organism: Camellia sinensis
Lineage: Eukaryota; Viridiplantae; Streptophyta; Magnoliopsida; Ericales; Theaceae
Source: RefSeq, a predicted model, not a curated record
CGACUAUGAGAGAGAGAGAGAGAGAGGGGAAGGAGGGUUUAAUUGAAUAUUUUUCUUGUUUUGCGUAAUUGAUACACAGACACAUCUUUAAUGGCUUCCCCACUAACUUCUUCUUCUUCGUUCGCACCCUAAAAUCUACCUCCGUGUGUUAAACCCUUUCGUUGAUGCUUCGGAGGAUAGCAAUGUGCUGGCGAAGAGUCGCCAAGUCCGUACAGGCCCUCGCUGCUCACACCUUCCUCUUCUGUUUCACUCUCUUCCUCGUUCUCAAGCUCGAUCACCUCCUCUCCUACUCUUGGUGGGUCAUUUUCUUCCCACUUUGGCUUUUUCAUGCAGUUGUUGCCCGAGGAAGGUUCUCUUUACCUGCGCCAUCUGUUCCCCAUGGUCGUAAUUGGGCACCAUGUCAUACCAUCAUUGCAACGCCAUUGCUUAUUGCAUUUGAACUGCUCCUCUGUAUAUAUCUUGAGAGCAUCUAUGCUGUAAACUUGAAGAUUGUCUUCCUUCCGUUGCUGGCAUUUGAAAUAACCAUCCUAGUGGACAAUUUCAGAAUGUGUAAGGCUCUAUUGCCUGGAGAUGAUGAAAGCAUGAGUGGUGAAGCAAUAUGGGAGACACUUCCUGUAAUUGGACCCUCGCUCUCUCAAGUGUUUUUUAUCGCUGCAACAUUAUUCACCCUCCUUAAGCUGUGUGGUGAUGUGAAUGCUCUAGGCUGGUGGGAUUUAUUUAUAAAUUUUAGUGUUGCAGAGUGUUUUGCGUUUCUUGUUUGUACAAAGUGGUCUAAUCCAGUUAUUCAUAGAAACUCUCAUACACAAGAAGCUAGCUCGUCUUCUACAGCUAUAAGAUAUCUUGACUGGAACAAUGGUUUAGUGGUUUCUUCAGAGGAUCAGUCCCAGGAUAGAAUGUGCGGUCUGCAAGAUAUUGGAGGCCAUAUUAUGAAAGUUCCAUUAGUUGGUUUCCAAGUCCUUCUUUUUAUGUACUUGGAGGGGACGCCUGCUGGUGUUAAAAACAUCCCACUUCCAGUUCUUUUCUCUCCUCUUUUUGUGUUGCAAGGUGCUGGCGUCCUGUUUGCUGCAUCUAGAUUGGUGGAGAAAAUCGUUGUUUUACUGCAUAGUGGUGUUGGCACAGGAGGAUAUUUUAUGUUGUCUUCAAAAGUACGGGAGUGCUUUGGGUACUUGCAUCAUGGCUCUAGGCUGCUUGGUUGGUGGUCAAUUGAUGGUGGGAGUCGAGAAGAACGAACUCGACUUUUCCAAGGUGGGACCUCUGGUUAUAACACCUUUUGCGGUUAUCCUCCUGAAAUAGUGAAGAAAAUGCCUAGGAAGUAUCUGGCAGAGGAGGUUUGGAGACUUCAAGCUGCUCUUGGUGAGCAAACAGAAAUCACAAAAUUUAGCCAGCAGGAGUAUGAAAGGCUUCAAAAUGAAAAAGUUUUAUGCAGGGUUUGCUUUGAACGAGAGAUCAGUGUAGUCCUACUUCCCUGUAGGCAUCGCAUCCUUUGCAGCACUUGCAGUGAGAAGUGUAAGAAAUGCCCAAUUUGCCGUGUCUCUGUUGAGAAACACUUACCUGUAUAUGAUGUAUAGUACCCAAACGUU